Anthostomella pinea is the source of this 1458-nucleotide messenger RNA. Lineage: Eukaryota; Fungi; Ascomycota; Sordariomycetes; Xylariales; Xylariaceae. The record is from the annotation of a GenBank genome assembly.
AUGAAGCAUGAUGUAAUCGUCGGUAAGAAGUUCUUCAACCGGCAUGACGUCCUGGUAGACUCUCCCCAGCAACGUUUAUUGUUCCCAGACGAAUGGAUACCCGACUAUCGUGCGUUGCCCGAGAUCUCCAUGGACUCGGCAGGGUCCUUGCUCAAAGAUGUCGCAUACGAUCAGGAUGCAGUCAGACGCGACAAGCUGAUGGAGACCGAUGAUAAACAACGCCGCGCUUCACAACGCAAUUCCCGACGCAGCGACAUCAAGACCCAGAAACAGGUACGAGACGAUCAACGGACAAUGACUCUUUUUAAGCCUGUUACGUCAGUAUCAUACGUCCAUGUAUGUGAUAUCCCGAUCGCCGCAGUGCGCCAUGACCAGCCCCUCGACGGUCAUUCCAUACAAGCAACAGAGAUCUUUGUUCUUGACGAUGCCGAUCCGCCCGAGUUCUCGGGUAUUGCACUGAAUGACGAACUGUUGCACGCCAACAAGGAAGAUGCGUCUCUUGCCAAGUAUCGCAAGAAGGAAGGCGAUGGCUCAAGCAUCGACUGGACCAUGUCUGGAGAGCUCGUACUCUUCUGCGGACGCCUCGCUGUCCCUAACUCGAACAAUCUUUACACCCGCGUUGUUGCCAAAGCACACUCGUCUCUGGCGACAGCUCAUCCUGGAAUCAACAAGACCCGUCAGAUGGUCUCCAAACGAUAUUGGUGGCCGAAUCUUAACGGCUUUGUCAUUCAAUACAUUGAGAACUGUACGUGCAAGCCGUUCAAGAACCCUCGCGACAAGACUCCAGGGUUGUUGAUGCCUCUCCCGGUCCCGGAAGGGACUUGGCAAGACCUGACGAUCGAUUUCAAGACCAUGCCAAAAGACAAAGAUGGAUAUGACAACUUGUUCGUCGUCAUUGAUCGAUUAUCAAAGAUCCCGUGGUCUACCCCGUACUUUGACACAGCUACCGCACAGGAUGCAGCAUGGAUGGUUUACAACGGACCUUAUCAUGUCCUUGGAUGGCCCCAGACCUUUACAAGUGACCGCGGUCCUCAAUUCAUCUCCGCCUUUACUGACGAACUCUCCAAGAUUCAUGGUACCAAGCUCGAAUUCUCUUCAGCAGGUCACAAACAAUCCGUUGGCCAAGUGGAGAUCAUGAACAAGUACAUCGACCAGCGGUUACAACCAUUCGUAAACCACUUUCAAGACAAUUGGGCUAGAGCCAUCCCAGCCAUGGAUGCUGCUCAGGUCUCCUUGCCGCACGAGUCAUUGGGCGGCCUCUCGCCUCGUGAAGUAUUGACAGGCCGACCGAUGAAGAUGUCAUUCGAUUGGGAAGCUCGCACUAAGGUGCUUGCGAAGCUUCCUAAACAAGAACGCCUCACCAGAUCCGAAGCUCAGGAGAUGGCACGCCAGAUCCAGACGUGGGCAGCAUAUGCCCGUGGUGCCAUUAAGAAGGCCCAAGACCGGAUGGUUCAAUAA